CCUGCAGCAACUGGAUGUAUGUCCUGCCCCUUGCCCUCUCCUGCUGCUGUCUGGCUUGGGGGCCAGCUGUUGCAGGGCUCGAUUCCAGCUCUUCUCUGAUGGGUACUGCCAGCUGGCCAUGACACCAGCCAGGCAAGGUGGCAGCCUGGCGUAACGAGCACAGGGGCGGUGCUGUGCGCCUCUGGUAACAGCCCAGCAGAUUCCCCACCCAGCAGGCCUGAGCCUGUGCUUCUGCCCGCCUGGGGGGCCACAGCGUCAUGCUGGAGAGGACCAGACGGACCUUCGCUGUCAACCCAGCCUGGGCAGCGGGAUGGCGGCAGGGCUCAGCAGCGGCUGUGCAAUUCCCUGGCAAGGGCCGAGCCAGGGCAGACUCAGCCCCGGGCCAGCUGCCGUGUCCGGUCCAGACUUCGGGGGCCCAGACAGCUCGUGUGACAGUAUGAGGAUGCCUUCACUGCACAGAAUUUGCAAAACUGGACCCUGCCCAAGCUCUACAAGGAGCACCCCUCUGCCCGGGAAGGCUACACCCAAUUUGUAGCCAAUGACCGAGGACACCUGCUCCCUGCAGUGCCACGUUCAAAGGCUUCCCCCUGGGGAACAUUUAUGGGAACCUGGGAGAUGCCACUGAAGAUCCCCCCAACCAAACUGAACCUGACCUCUCGCUCGGCUGCCGCAGCCUCGCACCUCACCAACUGGAUCCACAAGUCCACCGCACUGACCAGCGCCUGCAACGGCCUCCGCCCGCAGAUCACCGGCAAGCCCCAAGAGCCUGAAUCACACACACAGACCACAAAGGAGCUUUCCAAUAAGAACAGUCAGGCAUCUGGCAGAGGCUCCCAGGGCCCCAGGUCCUCAGCCAAAAUGCCCCCUGAAGAAGAGGCUUAUCGCAAAGGAUCCACCACCCCCAAGGUCCCACUGUCACGCCAGCCUGGCUGCAUGGACGUUCGAAUCAAAGGAGCUACCUCCCAAGAGAUCUCAGGUUCACACCAGCCAGGCUCAAAGGAGGCUUGGCACAGAGGAAGUGUGUCAUCUGAAGUCCCAUUGUCACGCCAGCCUGGCUGCAUGGAUGUUCGAAUCAAAGAGAUCUCUUCACCCAAAGUCCCAGCUUCCAACCGACCCCCUUCAAGGGAGGCUAAUCCCAGGCGAGCCAUCUCUGCCGAAGUCCCAGCUGGAAGUCGACCUGGGUCAAUGGAGGCUAAAGCCAAAGGAGUCAGCUCACCUGAGCUUGUGGCUUUAUGUUGUUCUGGGUCAAUAGAGGCCAAUCCCAGGGGAGCCAUCUCGCCUGAGGCCUUGGCAUCAGGCCGCCCUGGUUCAAAGGCUAGUGAAGCAGCUGAGACCCAGAAGAGGAUGUCAAGGAGGGUAGUGGAGGGGAACGGGAGCAUGUCGCCCAAGAUGGAAGGGUCAGCGAGACCCCAGUCCUGCCCUGAAGAAAGAUUUGGGCAAACAUUCAACUGAAGGUCAAAGCAAAUUCUAUGUCCGAGACACGAACGCUAAUGAGACCAAGGACAAACAUCUUGCUCAGCAUUUCAAGCCUUCUGGCCCUUUACUUUCUUCAGUUCUAGUCACCUCCAUCCCCAGGCUGGUGGUGUUUCCUUUCCCUCCAUCUAGCUGUAAAUCUCAACUUUUAA
Caretta caretta (loggerhead turtle) is the source of this 1625-nucleotide messenger RNA. NCBI's taxonomy places the organism in Eukaryota, Metazoa, Chordata, Testudines, Cheloniidae. The record is from RefSeq and is a predicted model, not a curated record.